AUGUGUUGCAAUAAGACAUUAGAAGAAAUGAUGCACCAGUCAUAUCAAGAAUUGAGAAACGAAAGAAACUGGCAGUCGAAAUUAUGCAUAUGUGAUAGCCAUAGGAUAGCUACACACGCAGAGAAAUUUUUUAACCAUUCAUUCGAGACGGUUGUAUCUGGCGGAGAUUUCGCUGCGAAGGUGCACUAUCAUAGCAGUUUUUUGUGCAAAAUUGAAAUGCAUGGAACAUAUAUGUUGGCAUAUGGCACUCCACUAUGGAUUUAG
This is a messenger RNA of Dracunculus medinensis (Guinea worm), 264 nucleotides long. The record is from the annotation of a GenBank genome assembly. Lineage: Eukaryota; Metazoa; Nematoda; Chromadorea; Rhabditida; Dracunculidae.